Molecule: messenger RNA, 1326 nt
Organism: Lodderomyces oxycetoniae
Lineage: Eukaryota; Fungi; Ascomycota; Pichiomycetes; Serinales; Debaryomycetaceae
Gene: ERG24
Product: delta(14)-sterol reductase
Exons: 1
Coding region: 1-1326 (441 amino acids)
Biological process (GO): ergosterol biosynthetic process
Cellular component (GO): endoplasmic reticulum membrane
Molecular function (GO): Delta14-sterol reductase activity
Source: RefSeq, a predicted model, not a curated record
AUGUCUAAAUUGAAUCCUCGUACCAAACAUAAAGAAUUCAACGGUAUAGUUGGUUCUUCAGCAAUAACCAUCUUUUUACCAUUAAUUCUUGAAAUCUUUCAAUUGGUAUGCAAUCCUUCCUACUCAACCAAGGGUCUUAGUAUUGAUAUUCAUGCCAUAUUGAACCAGCUACCUUCAAAUUUCGAGCAAUGGUACGAUCUCGCAUUUGACCAAACUGUCUGGAAAGUAUACCUUAUUUGGUUUUUUGGCUUGGCUAUCUUGGGCCAGAUCUUACCCGGUAAACAACUUGAAGGUACGGAGUUGAGAGACGGAACAAAGUUGAAAUAUACAAUAAAUGGAAUCUCAAUGAGUAUAGCUUUGGUUGUCCUUUUACUUGCACGCGCUUUCCAAGUAAAAGAUUUCCAAUUACCUGAAUUGCAAUUCAUUUACGAUCAUCAACUACAGCUCACAAUCACAUGUAUUAUAUUUUCAUUUGUUUUGGCAAUAUUUGUUUAUGUAUACUCGUUUGUACCGCUUGCUAACCCCAAUGGAUUGGGAACUAAAGAGAAAAUUCUCAGUGUUAAUGGAAAUACCGGUAACGUAUUUUAUGACUGGUUUAUUGGUCGUGAAUUGAAUCCUCGUAUUGGAACUUGGGAUAUUAAAUUAUUUUGUGAGUUGAGACCGGGAAUGUUGUUGUGGUUCUUAAUCAACUUGAGCUGUGUACAUCAACAAUAUCAUUUGAAAGGGUAUGUUACUGACUCUAUGAUUUUGGUUAACCUUCUUCAAGCGCUUUAUUUAUUUGACGGUGUAUUGAAUGAGGCUGGUUGUUUGAGCAUGAUUGAUACAACCACUGACGGGUUUGGGUUCAUGUUGGCUUUUGGAGAUUUGGCUUGGGUGCCCUGGAGCUAUAGUUUACAGUCAAGAUAUUUGGCUAUUCCAGGUAACGAGAUCACUCUUGGCUGGUUUUAUUUUACGGCAAUCCUAUUACUACAAUUUGUUGGCUUCUACAUUUUCCGUUCGGCAAAUCAACAAAAGUCGGAUUUCAAGAAUGGGAAAUUAAAUCACUUAAAGUCGAUCAAGACUCAAACAGGUUCCAAUCUUUUGGUUGAUGGUUGGUGGGGAAUCUCUCAACAUAUUAAUUACUUGGGUGAUUGGUUAAUUGGCUGGUCCUGGUGUUUACCUACCGGUUUCCAGACCCCAUUGACUUAUUUUUACGUGGUUUAUUUUGCAAGUUUAUUAAUCCAUCGUCAAAUUAGAGACGAUUUAAAGUGUCAAUCCAAAUAUGGUAAAGAUUGGGAAAAGUAUAAGCAAUUGGUGCCCUAUAAGAUAAUUCCUUAUAUUUACUAA